Molecule: messenger RNA, 2319 nt
Organism: Diplodia corticola
Lineage: Eukaryota; Fungi; Ascomycota; Dothideomycetes; Botryosphaeriales; Botryosphaeriaceae
Product: anthranilate synthase component 2
Exons: 2
Coding region: 1-2319 (772 amino acids)
Biological process (GO): L-tryptophan biosynthetic process
Cellular component (GO): cytosol
Molecular function (GO): phosphoribosylanthranilate isomerase activity; indole-3-glycerol-phosphate synthase activity; anthranilate synthase activity
Source: RefSeq, a predicted model, not a curated record
AUGGCCGCAGAACUCGUCGACCACUCCCCGCACCACCCCGCGCCCGCGCCGCCCGUUGCAACGGCCAAGAACCUCGUGCUCAUAGACAACUACGACUCCUUCACCUGGAACAUCUACCAGUAUCUUGUCCUCGAGGGCGCCACCGUCACCGUCCUCCGCAAUGACGAGGUCACCCUCGACGAGCUCAUCGCGAAGAACCCGACCCAGCUGGUCGUGAGCCCUGGGCCCGGCCACCCCGAGACCGACUCCGGCAUAAGCAGGGACGCCAUCAGACACUUUGCGGGCAAGAUCCCCAUCCUGGGCGUGUGCAUGGGCGAGCAAUGCAUCUACUCUGUCUACGGCGGCCGUGUCGACGUGACGGGCGAAAUUCUGCACGGAAAGACUUCGCCGCUGCGCCAUGACGGUAAGGGCGUGUACGCGAACGUCCCUCAAGACGUGGCCGUGACGAGAUACCACUCGCUCGCCGGCACCCAUCCUACGCUUCCCGAGUGCCUUGAAGUCUCAGCAUGGAUUGCGGUCGGCCCGGACGGUGGCAAGGGUAUAAUCAUGGGUGUCAGGCACAAGGAAUAUGUCAUUGAGGGUGUGCAAUACCACCCGGAGAGCAUCUUGACAGAGGACGGCCGGACGCAGAUCAAGAACUUUUUGAAGAUGCAGGGAGGCACCUGGGCUGAGAACGAGAAGCUCUCCAAGGCCCAGCCAGCUGCUGCGACCGCCCCCAACGGCGCUAUUGUUGUCGACAAGAAGACUUCCAUCCUGGAGAAGAUCUUCGAUCACCGCCGUGCGGCUGUUGCCGCGCAGAAGGAGAUUCCUUCUCAGAGGCCCGUGGAUCUGCAGGCUGCGUUUGACAUGGACAUCGCCCCGCCUCUCAUUUCUUUCCCCGAUCGUCUCAGGCAGUCGCCUUACCGGCUGUCGUUGAUGGCGGAGAUUAAGCGCGCGUCACCCUCCAAGGGCAUCAUUUCACUGUCGACGUGCGCGCCUCAGCAGGCUCGGACCUACGCGCUCGCAGGUGCCAGCACGAUCUCUGUCCUCACCGAGCCCGAAUGGUUCAAGGGAAGCAUUGAUGACCUGAAGCUUGUGCGCCAGGCUCUGGAAGGCAUGCCCAACCGCCCGGCCAUUCUGCGCAAGGAAUUCAUCUUUGACGAGUACCAGAUCCUGGAGGCCAGGCUGGCUGGUGCCGAUACUGUUCUUCUGAUCGUCAAGAUGCUGGACGAAGCCACUCUGAAGAAGCUAUAUCACUACUCUCAGUCGCUUGGCAUGGAACCUCUAGUGGAGGUCAACACGGCUGAUGAGAUGCACAUUGCCGUGAAUCUCGGAGCGAAGGUCAUCGGCGUGAACAACCGCAACCUGACCAACUUCGAGGUGGACUUGGAAACCACCAGCAGGCUGAUGGACAUCGUCCCCAAGGAAACCAUUGUCUGCGCUCUCAGCGGUAUUUCCGGCCCCAAGGACGUCGAGCCGUACGAGAAGAACGGCGUCGGUGCCGUUCUCGUCGGCGAGGCUCUGAUGAGGGCUUCCAACACCGCUCAAUUCAUCGCGCAGCUCCUGGGCGGCUCGGACGAAACGGUCCAGGCCGCCCCUCGCGCAGCACCGCUCGUCAAGAUCUGCGGCACGCGGUCGGCCGAGGCCGCAAAGACGGCCAUCGAGGCGGGCGCCGACCUCAUCGGCAUCAUCCUCGUCGAAGGCCGCACGCGGUGCGUCUCGAACGAAACGGCCCUCGAGAUCUCCCACGUCAUCCACAACACACCGAAGCCGCACGCGUCCACCACCCCAACAACAACAACCUCCUCCAGCACCCCCCUCCUCCCCACCGCCGCAACCGACUUCUUCGCGCACACCGCCCAGCACCACGUCUCGCACCCCACCCGCGCCCUCCUCGUCGGCGUCUUCCGCAACCAACCCCUCGCCCACAUCCUCGCCCAGCAGCGCGCCCUCGGCCUCGACGUCGUCCAGCUGCACGGCGACGAGCCCGUCGAGUGGGCCCGCAGCAUCCCCGUGCCCGUCAUCCACGCCUUCAGGCCCGGCCAGCCCGGCGCCGCGCGCCGCGGCUACCACGCCCUCGCGCUGCUCGACGCGGGCGCCGGCGGCUCCGGGCAGAAGCUCGAUCUGGGGGAGGUGAGGGGCGCGUUGGAGGCGGAUCCGGGGCUGAGGGUCUUGUUGGCGGGGGGGUUGGGGCCGGAGAAUGUGGGGGAGGUGUUGGAGGGGUUGGGGGGGCUGAGGGAGAGGGUGGUGGGUGUGGAUGUGAGCAGUGGGGUGGAGGUGGAGGGGAGGCAGGAUUUGCAGCGGAUUAGGGCGUUUGUGGAGGCGGCGAAGGGGGCUUGA